AUGCAAAUGGAUUAGUCAACAUCGUCGACUUUGACUUCGUAGCUCUCAAGUCGUCUCUCUAGCUCUCUCCCUCUAUUACUAGCUACCAAAAGCCUCUUUCAAUCCCACGGCACAAACCACACCAUCAUCAUAACCUCUUGCUCCUUCACUCUCUUCAUAGUCUCACCACACAACGCCACCACCAUGAACUCUUACUCGUUCACUAUCUUCCUCUUUGCGGCCCUUAUCUUUCUCCCUUGUUUAAGCUCGACCCGAGCAGCCACAUGUCACCCCGAUGAUGAGGCAGGUCUUUUAGCUUUCAAAUCAGGUAUAACCCGAGAUCCUUCAGGCAUUCUCGGCUCUUGGAAGAAAGGAACCGACUGCUGCUCCUGGAUGGGUGUCUCUUGCAAAACCGGUCACGUCACCGAACUGAUGAUAGGAUCUGGAGGCUAUCUCUGGGGAACUAUCUCACCAUCGCUGGCCAAACUUAAGCACCUCGAGGCGGUUUACUUCACCAUUCUUAAGACCACUGGACCUUUUCCCCAAUUCCUAUUCCAAUUACCAAAGCUAUAUUUCAUUCGCAUCUCGGGCACUCAUCUCUCUGGUCCCCUUCCGGCUAACAUAGGCGCUCUAAGGCUCACAGAUGUGACUAUUGAAGAUAAUCAGUUCACUGGUCCGAUUCCAAGUUCAAUAUCCAACUGGACUCGGUUAAACCGGCUCAGUCUAGCCAGCAACCGCUUCUCUGGCACUAUCCCAGAGAUUUUCAAGUCCAUGAGAGAGCUCAAAUCUCUUGAUCUCUCCCGCAACAGAUUCUCUGGUAAACUUCCUUCGUCGAUUGCAUCACUUGCACCAACACUCACGUACCUCGAUUUGAGCCAAAACAAUCUCACAGGGACGAUCCCUAACUAUUUAUCAAGAUUACAAGCGCUCUCUACAUUGGAUCUCUCAAUGAAUAAGUUCUUAGGAGUCGUGCCGAUGAGUUUUGCCAAUCUGACUGGUCUUUUUAAACUCAGACUCUCCCACAAUUUACUCACCGGUCCACUCCCUAACUUGAAGUUCAUCGAUGGCAUUGGCUCUCUGGAUUUUUCCUAUAACCGAUUUCAGCUUAAAAUUAUUCCGAAAUGGGUGACGAAGUCACCUGUCAUCUAUAGUUUGAAGCUGGCUAAAUGUGGGAUCAAAAUGAGCUUAGACAAAUGGAAACCAAAGAGAAUCAAAUCUUGUAUUGAUAUCGAUCUUUCAGAAAAUGAGAUCUCAGGGAAUCCAACAGGGUUCCUGAACAAGGCGGAGGGUCUGUAUGAGUUCCAAGCGUCCGGGAACAAACUACGAUUCGAUUUGGGGAACCUGACCUUUGCGAAGACGCUGCAAAAGCUGGAUCUGUCAAGAAACUUGGUAUUUGGGAAGGUGCCAGUGUCCGUGGCUGGACUGAAAGAACUAAACUUGAGUCAAAAUCAUCUUUGUGGAAAGCUUCCAGUGACAAAGUUCCCGGCUAGCGUGUUCGCGGGAAACGACUGUUUAUGUGGGUCUCCACUUUCUCCUUGUAAAGCUUAA
Eutrema salsugineum is the source of this 1527-nucleotide messenger RNA. RefSeq names its product leucine-rich repeat protein FLOR 1. NCBI's taxonomy places the organism in Eukaryota, Viridiplantae, Streptophyta, Magnoliopsida, Brassicales, Brassicaceae. Gene Ontology annotation, molecular function: protein binding. The record is from RefSeq and is a predicted model, not a curated record. The transcript has 2 exons.